GCGGAAAUUCAGCCUGCAGUCUGCAGGUUGCAGGUCAAUUGCGACACCCCAACGGCAUCCCUACCGAUAGUAUGUCCUCUCCCCUCCCCAAAGCAAACCAACACCCGUCACCACCAUCACCAUCACCAUCACCAUCAUCAUCAUCCCUGCUUGGGGGCGAAGCGCAUUCACCCGGUCAUGUAAGCGAUGAUCACCGCAUAGUUAACCUGCCUUCAACCCGCGCGAUCGAGCAGAUUCAACCUCAGUUAUUCAGGACUCUUCUUGCAACAGCUCAGAAAAAAAAUCACUUCGCCCCUUGAGAUAACCUCCGUCAUGGCGCGCCUCCAGGCUCCAGUCGUGGCGCGACACGCCGUUUCCAUGGUCACCGUCUCCACGGUCCUCCAGACGGGGGCGUUUCUCGCGGUUCUGCUGCGGUUCCUGGCCCGGCGACGGGCGCGGAACCUCGGCGUGGAUGACUGGCUGGCGCUGUUGGCGCUGGUCUUCGCCAGCGGCCUAUACGUCACGGGUAUUUUGAUUUGUACGAUCGGGUUCGCCGGGUUCCAUGCGAGUCUGCUAGAGGUUGACCAGCUGGAGCGAUUUUUAAUGCUUGUAUACAUCGACAACCUCUGCUAUGCUCUGACCCUACCGACGAUUAAGCUGUCCAUCCUGCUCAUGUACCGCCGCUUGUUCCCGACCAAGCCAUUCGGGUAUGCCACGGCCGCGGUGGGUGCCAUUGUGCUAGGCUGGAUGAUCUCAGUCGUGCUCGCCCAGAUCCUCACUUGCCUGCCCGUCGACGCGGCCUGGAUCCUCUCCAAGGCCGCCGACAGCCACUGCAUCGACCAGAUCAAGUUCUACUAUGGAAACUCCAUCUCGAAUGUCUUGACGGAUGUGCUCAUUCUGUGCCUGCCCCUGCCGCUGAUUUGGCGGCUGCAGAUGACGCGCGAGAAGAAAUUGGGCGUGACGGCCGUGUUGUUAAUGGGGGGAUUCAUUUGCAUCGCCAGCAUCAUCCGCCUAUCCUAUCUCGGCGCGAUUGACAACAACGACAUCACAUACACUCUCGUUGCGGUCGGAAACUGGACCUCGGUCGAAACCCCCCUGGCCAUCAUCUGCGCCUGCCUGCCUACCAUGCCGGCCCUUUUCCGGGUAAAGAACCAAUUCGCAAGCGGGUACUCUGGAGGUACUUCGAAGACGGAUGGUUCGGGGCAUCAUCGCGCGCUGCGCUUUCCCCACCACCAUCAUUCCGCCAAUCUGACGGAAUAUCGCGCGUUGGUUGGCGACGGAGCAUCUGCUGCCCUCCCCCUGGAUAGUGUGACCAAAGAUCGCAUUCGGAUCUCACACAGUUUUGCGGUUCAAAAUGGAAGGCCGGAGGAGUAAAGAGGAAUUGUUGAGAGAAAGGGGGGGAAGGAAGGGGAAGGAAACCUAAGUGGGUUAGUUUUGCCAGUGGAGAGCCUCACAAGGCAGACAGAGGUAUGGCUGGGCCCUUGCACUAUGGUCUUUCUAGCAUGUGCCAUGUAUGCAUACUAUAACAUGACAGCUGGCACGGUAUCCCCUUCAACAGACGUAGGUGUCAUUGUAUACAGCUCAAUCAGAGACCGUG
This is a messenger RNA of Aspergillus japonicus CBS 114.51, 1576 nucleotides long. RefSeq lists its product as uncharacterized. NCBI's taxonomy places the organism in Eukaryota, Fungi, Ascomycota, Eurotiomycetes, Eurotiales, Aspergillaceae. The transcript is spliced from 4 exons. The record is from RefSeq and is a predicted model, not a curated record. Bases 313 to 1353 code for a protein of 346 amino acids.